This is a messenger RNA of Durusdinium trenchii, 647 nucleotides long. The record is from the annotation of a GenBank genome assembly. Lineage: Eukaryota; Dinophyceae; Suessiales; Symbiodiniaceae.
GUCGAAAACGUGGUUCUCUCUGGUCCUUUACAGAUUGGCACCCUUUCAUUGAUUACGCUGUGAAUCCAGCGUGGGUCACUGGCUGGUGGUGUGUGCAGAAAUUCUCUCACCAGCAGUACGCGAGCUAUUUGCUCCAAUGUCGGCGGGCCUACAAGACCAAUUUGCAAAAUGCAGAGGCAGUGGAAAAGCGAGAGAAAGAACUUGCUGUGCGAGUCUACCAGAAAGACGUGGUCCAGAAGCUUAUCGCUAACCGGGCGCCGUUCCGUGCAACCUCAGACCCCAUGUUCUCCAACCUGCCUGCCUUCCGCCGGCAAUUUGAGUUUGCCUGUGAGAUCUUAGACAACAUCAACGACUGGGCAUUCAUCCUAGAGCACCGCGCCUUGCUACAGGCUAACGCAGACUUCCACAAGCUGGGUGAAUCUCAAACCGGAGUCUUUUCGUACACCGUUUUUCUGUGGGCCACGCCCGUGGCUAUAACCUUGGACUUGGAUGUGGAUUCCCAAAGCGCUUUUGAGUGCAGCGAUUGGUUGCGGGCAAAUGUCCUCCUGGAUGUUCUGAAGCCAGGGGAUAAAACGUUCCUCGAAGAGGGGCGGCCCAAGCUCCGGAUGUCUGACAUGCCCGAGUUGCAACUGGACAUAGUUUUGUAA